CGCACAAGCCGAGCGCAUCGGUGCCGCGCUUUAUAUCUCAUCAGGCAUUUACACCGGUUCUUCAGGGAUAAUUCAACAUCUUCGUGCUUUCUAAAGGUGGAUCCCUCUAAAGUCAAACGUGUUUAAAUCCCGGCAGGAGAAAUAUGACGCUGCGCCCGGCGGUGCGUAAUUGAUUCGGAUAUCCUGGCCAUCAGAAAAGGCUGCGCCCUCUCAUCUUACCCCAGAGAGCUUCACUCAAAGAAAACAUCCAAUUAAAUAAUCAUGGAAGACAAACGCAAGAAGCGGAGCCCAAAGGUUUCUCUUCCUCAGCCCCCUCCUCCCCCCAUCAACCCCCGCAAACUCUCCGUCCUGCCUGCCAGCAAAAGUGCCACCUUUACUCUGGGCCUGCCGCAGCCUCCCUCCCCUAAGAACAGAGGCAAGUACAAAAGGUCCAUAGGAGCACCAGGGCAGCCCAAAGAGGUGUUCACCGCUGUUGUAGCUCCACCAAAGACCACCAGGCCCCACAAGGAGAAGCCCCGGGCCCCCCAGCCAGCAGGGCCCAGUAAAGUAGUCCAGUCUUCCCCCCUGCAGCACUCCUUUCUCACAGAUGUCUCAGAUGUGAGAGAGAUGGAGGGAGGGCUCUUAAACCUCCUCAACGACUUCCACUCAGGCAAACUGCAGGCUUUCGGGAAGGUGUGCUCCUUCGAGCAGCUGGAGCACGUGCGUGAGAUGCAGGAGAAGCUUGCGCGACUGCAUUUCAGCCUUGACAGCCAUGUGGAGGAGCUUUCAGAGGACCAGAGGAAAUGUGCCUCCGACCACAACCUGGAGCACCUCCUCUGCAAUCUGGAGGAGCUCAGCACCUCAAUACAAAAGCUCCACUUGGCUGAGAACCAGGACCUGCCCAAGACAUCUGGCCCCUGACAAAGUGAGGUAUGGAGGACGGCAACCGCACACACUCAUCUUCUCACAACAUCUAACCAGUCCAGGUUGCCAUGGCAUUGAUCCAGCUGCCUUAGUAACAGAACGGAAAGAUCCACAGGAGGAGGGGUUAUUUUUUCCAUUUGGUCAGCGAAGCCGAGGGAACAAUACAGUGACUCAAAAGCAGCAAAGCAUUAAAUGAACACGCCAACCAAAAUCAUAAACCCCCUCAUUCAUAGCACAAGAAAUGACCGGCGGGUUUACCGAACAGUUGUGUUGAAAGGAAAACAUUGUGUCAAAGUUUGGAAAUGUUGUCGUCCUCUAACUUGGCUUCAGUUAGUUGUUACAUCACUGGGUAACAAAUAUCUGAAUCCAGGUGAGUAUAAUUUUCAGUCCUUUAGUUUCCAUUACAAAAAGCACAUCUCAUGAAAGUUUAAAAACUUAUAUUGUGUUUUCUUAUUUUAUAUUAUGUUUGGUCUUUUAAGUUACCAUGUUACAUGCUGUUAGGAAAGAUCAAGGAAACAUAGGCAUAUUUAAGGUAGCAACCAUAUUUGACAACACUGUGGUUUUAACCUACAUGUUUUAAGGGAAUUUUCACUUUUGCUAUUAUUCUGAAUGCACUCUCUCAUUUUUAUAUCUUUGGUAAAAGUUUAAUACUGGAAGAAACUGGAUUUAAUAAAAGCUGGUGACCCUUUCUUUAUAACUGCAUUUAAAGGGACUAUGUGGGAAGACCUAAUGUACAAAGUAUUUGAUUAAAUUCAAUGUAAAAUGGUUGAUAUGACGCUUUGCCAAUGUGCAGCUCAGCUACUGUAUUUGAUGGUUGAAUAUGUAACUAUAGUUGGAAGAUUUUAUCAGUGCUUCUUCAGGACUGCCUUCAUUUAUAUGAAUGAGGGCAGCAGCAGCAGCAGCAUCCCUCCAAGCACAAGCUAGUCCACCCUGCUACUGAAAUGCUGUAAAAUCACCUACUGUAACAUGUAGGUCAUCUCCAGUCUGACAUCCACUCGUCUCACAUGACAUUGUGUUGAAUAGCACAUUCAUACAGCAAAGCAGCAGGCAUUCAUCUCUGUACAGUUCAAUUUCAAAAUGGCAGCUACUUUCAUGAUUAAAUGUUCAGGUGGUAAGAUAAUGAUUUGCAUUUCAUUGACUUCCAGACUUGGCCAUAACAUGUAAUCCCAGACAAGCCCAUUAAAGUGACAUUACUGUUGAAUCAGAGGAAUGAAGGCGUGUAAUUUCUCAAAGCAUCUUACAUCCAGUUUUCAAAAAUGUAAUAACUUUUUUGUUGUUUUGUACAGCUUGCUAAGCCUACCUCUUUUCCAAGGCCUAGGCCUGGAUAGCCUCUAUAGUGACAAGCUACAUUUCAUGAUGUCACUAUAUUAAAAAAAGGUCCUAGACAGCUAUUUUCUGUUUUUUUACACGUUAGAAGACAAUUUGCCAGAAGAUGAGUUUAGACGGCAUGCCAUAUGAAUUAGGCACUACUGAAAGAGAAACUGUGAAGAAUCUCUCAUGUGUA
Molecule: messenger RNA, 2407 nt
Organism: Scomber scombrus (Atlantic mackerel)
Lineage: Eukaryota; Metazoa; Chordata; Actinopteri; Scombriformes; Scombridae
Gene: ccdc28b
Product: coiled-coil domain containing 28B
Exons: 6
Coding region: 262-900 (212 amino acids)
Source: RefSeq, a predicted model, not a curated record